This is a messenger RNA of Penicillium brasilianum, 378 nucleotides long. NCBI's taxonomy places the organism in Eukaryota, Fungi, Ascomycota, Eurotiomycetes, Eurotiales, Aspergillaceae. The record is from the annotation of a GenBank genome assembly.
AUGCUCCCCCGUACACUCCCAGGCCUGCUAUCGCGCCGCCUCUUCUCCGUCUCGACCAGAAUGGCUUCUAAAACACCCAUGGAGGAUGUCAUGCGCGACAAGCUUACGCACGCCUUCACCCCGUCCACCCUCACCAUCCGCAACGACUCACAUCUACACGCCCACCACGUCGCGAUGGAAGGAUCUACCUCGAAGGAAACACACUUCCACGUGACGAUUGUCUCCGACGCCUUCGAAUCGAAAAUGCAACCCGCCCGCCACCGGAUGGUGUACGCUUUGUUGAAGGAGGAAAUGGCGAAGGAAGGGGGUAUUCAUGCUUUGCAGUUGAAGACGAAGACGCCGGCGGAGGAGCUGCGGGAGAAGGAGAGGAAGGCGUGA